AUGAUAUAUUCAUCAUUAGUGAUAAAAUUUACAAUUCUAUAUAUUAUAUCCUAUUCAUAUGCACAACAAUGUGAGCAAACUUCCAAUGCAGCUCGUUUUAAUUGUCAUCCAGAGAAUAAUCCCACAGAAGCAACAUGUGAAACAAGAAAAUGUUGUUGGCGACCACCAAUCCCACAAACUAAUGCAACUGUUCCAUAUUGUUACUUUCCAACAGAUUUUCCAACUUAUGAAAUAAUAUCAAAUGAAACAACUGAUUUUGGUCAACGAAUUCGUAUACAAAAAUUACAAACAACUUAUAUGCCACAUGAUAUUCUUAAUCUAACAGUUGAUCUUAUCUAUGAAACACAAGAAAGAUUUCGUAUUCGAAUCUACGAUACAAUUUAUAGACGAUAUGAGGUGCCAUUACAAGUACCUGUAGUGGAGAAAAGAGCUACUGAUACUGAUUAUGAAAUAACAUUUAGUGUAAAACCAUUUGCAAUACUUGUCACACGGAAAUCAACAGGUGUAAUAUUAUUUGAUUCAAGUAUAGCUCCACUUAUUUUUGCUGAUCAAUAUAUGAAACUUUCUACAAGACUGUCAAGUCCAUUGGUGUACGGUCUUGGUGAACAUCGACAGCCAUUAUUAAUCAAUGUAUCGGCUGAAUGGAAACGAUUGACAUUCUAUAGUCGUGAUUUUCCACCAGUGGAAAACAUUAAUCUCUAUGGGGUUCAUCCAUUUCAUAUUAAUCUUGAACGUACACCAGACAAUCAAACUCAUGUUCAUGGACAAUUUUUCCUCAAUUCAAAUGCAAUGGAUAUUGAUCUUCAACCUUUACCUGCUAUAACUUACACAACGAUUGGUGGUAUCAUUGAUUUAUAUAUUUUUACAGGACCAACUGUUGAGAAUGUCAUUGAACAAUAUUGGGAUGUCAUUGGAAAACCGACAAUGCCACCAUUUUGGUCACUUGGAUUUCAUCUUUCUCGUUUUGGAUAUAGUACAUUUGAGAAUUUGUGGGAAACUAUCAAAAGAAUGCAUGAUGCUGAGUUUCCAUAUGAUGUUCAAUGGACAGAUAUCGAUGUCAUGUCAUCUUCUCUUGAUUUUACCUAUGAUCGAGAAAGAUUUCAGGGUCUUCCUGGACUUGUUCGUGGAUUACAAUCUGAAGGCAAACAUUAUGUAAAUAGACUUGAUCCAAGUAUUAGCUCAACACAGCCAUCUGGUUCCUAUCCACCCUAUGAUGAUGGAAUAAAUCGUGAAAUUUUUGUUACAAAAUAUAAUUCAACGGAUCCACUAGUUGGAGAAGGUUGGGCUGGUAGAACGGUGUUUGCUGAUUUUACACAUCCUAAUGCAGUUGAAUGGUGGACAAGGAUGGCUACAGCAUUUCAUGAAAGCAUUCCAUUUGAUGGACUAUGGAUCGAUAUGAAUGAACCAUCAAAUUUUGUCGAUGGAUCACAUGAUGGAUGUACAACAAAUGCUCUAGAUAAUCCACCCUAUGUUCCUCAUGUACUUGGUAACAAUCUUAGUUCAAAAUCAUUAUGCCCAUCUUCCCAACAUUAUCUAUCGUUUCAUUAUAACUUACAUAGUAUGUUCGGUUAUUUCGAAUCACAAGUUACAAAUACAGCAUUGAAAACUAUUCGUAAAAAACGACCAUUUGUUUUAUCUCGUUCAACAUUUGCUGGUUCAGGACAAUUCGCUGCACAUUGGACUGGUGAUAAUCGAGCAAGCUUUCAAGAUAUGUACUAUUCUAUACCAGCAAUUCUUAGUUUCAAUAUGUUUGGUAUAACACAUGUGGGUGCUGAUAUUUGCGGAUUUGGAUUAGAUACAACUGAAGAAUUAUGUACAAGAUGGAUGCAAUUAGGUGCCUUUUAUCCAUUUAUGAGAAAUCAUAAUGAUCUUGGACAGAAAGAUCAAGAUCCUGCAUCAUUUUCAUGGGAAGCUCAACAAAUAAUGAAACAAGCAUUAUUAAUGAGAUAUUCAUUUAUACCAUUUUGGUAUACAUUACACUACGAAGCAUCAAUGAACUCUAAAACUAUUAUACAACCACUUUUUUUCGAAUAUUUAAAUGAUAAAAAUACUUACAAUAUUGAUCAACAAUUUUUAAUUGGUCGUGCUCUUCUUAUUUCUCCGAAUUUAGUUUCACAAACAAAUACUGUUGAUGUUUAUAUACCACAAGAUGUUUGGUAUGAGUUUUCAUCAGGUGUAGAAAUAGAAACUGUUGGACAAUUCAUUACAUUAAAUGCACCAAUAUCAAAAAUUAAUGUUCAUGUUCGUGGUGGUUUUAUUAUUCCAAUGCAAACACCAGGUGCUAAUUUAAUUCUUGGACGUGGUAAUCCAUUUUCGUUACUUGUUGCACCAUCUCAAUUUGGUAAUGCAAGUGGAAAUUUAUUUUGGGAUGAUGGUGAUUCAAUUGAUUCAAUUGGAACAAAUACAUACAAUUAUUUUGAAUUUACUUUAACGACUUCGAAUACGUUGACAAUUGACCCUCUUAGUACAAAUUAUAAAGAUUCUCCGAUGCGUUUGGAUCUUAUAAAAGUUCUAGGAGUAAGCAAACCUGUAACUCAGGUGACAGUCAAUGGAAAAGUGUAUCCAAAUUAUACUUACAGUGUUUUUGAUCAAAUUUUAAUUAUUCAUGGUCUUGAUAUGAAUAUAUUAGUUGAGUCUAUGCUAUGUUUUGUUUGGUGUAUAUUUGCUCAACAAUGCGAAAUAAGUCCACAUGUACAACGAUUUGAUUGUUAUCCAGAAAAAGAGUCAUCGAAAGAAAAAUGUCUAGAACGAAAUUGUUGUUGGAGAUUACCAAUUGAACAAACAAAUUAUACAGAUAAACGGUUAACUGGAAUACCUUUUUGUUAUUAUCCAACCGAUUUUCCCACUUAUGAGAUAAUAUCAAAUGAAACAACAGAUUUUGGUCAACGAAUUCGUAUACAAAAAUCACAAACAACUUAUAUGCCACAUGAUAUUCUUAAUUUAACAGUUGAUCUUAUCUAUGAAACACAAGAAAGAUUUCGUAUUCGCAUCUAUGAUUCAGUUAAUAAACGAUAUGAAGUUCCACUUCAAGUACCUGUAGUGGAGAAAAGAGCUAAUAAGACUGAUUACGAGAUAAGAUUUGGUAAAAAACCAUUUGCAAUACUUGUCACUCGAAAAUCAACAGGUGUAACAUUAUUUGAUUCAAGUGUAGCUCCACUUAUUUUUGCUGAUCAAUUCAUCAAAUUUUCUACACGAUUAUCAACUCCAUUAUUAUAUGGCCUUGGCGAACAUCAGCAACCAUUGUUAAUCAAUGUAACAAAUGAAUGGAAAAGAUUGACAUUCUAUAGUCGCGAUUUUCCACCAAUGGAAAAUAUAAAUCUCUAUGGUGUUCAUCCAUUUCACAUCAAUCUUGAACUUACAUCAGACAAUCAAACUCAUGUUCAUGGACAGUUUUUCCUCAAUUCAAAUGCAAUGGAUAUCGAUCUUCAACCUUUACCUGCUAUAACUUAUACAACGAUUGGUGGUAUUAUUGAUUUAUAUAUUUUUACAGGACCAACAGUCGAGAAUGUCAUCGAACAAUAUUGGGAUGUUAUUGGAAAACCGACAAUGCCCCCAUUUUGGUCACUUGGAUUUCAUCUUUGCCGUUGGGGAUAUAAUAAUAUUGAAAAUAUGAUAUCGACUCUCGAAAGAAUGCAAAGUGCAAAUUUUCCAAUCGAUGUUCAAUGGACAGAUAUUGAUGCAAUGUCCUCCUAUCUUGACUUCACUUAUGAUAGUGAACAUUUUCAUGGACUUCCUGGAUAUGUUCGUGCAUUACAAGCUGAUGGAAUACACUAUGUAAAUAUAAUUGAUCCAGGUAUUAGUUCAACACAAUCAGCUGGUUCUUAUAUACCAUAUGAUGAAGGAUUGAAACGAGGUGUAUUUAUGACAAAAUUUAACUCAACUGAACUAAUUUUUGGAAAAGUUUGGCCAGGUAUUACAGCAUUUCCUGAUUUUACAAAUCCUAAAACAAUUGAAUGGUGGACAGAUAUAGCUUCGGCUUUUCAUGAAGUCAUUCCAUUCGAUGGCAUGUGGAUUGAUAUGAAUGAACCAUCUAGUUUCGUCGAUGGCUCACAAGAUGGAUGUACUGAUAAUGCAUUAGAUAAUCCACCAUUCAUUCCUCAUGUACAUGGUGAUGCGCUUAGUGCUAAAACGUUAUGUCCGUCUGCUCAACAGCUCUUAUCGUCCCACUAUAAUUUACAUAGUAUGUACGGUUAUUUUGAAGCACAAGCAACAAAUAUAGCAUUGAGAACUAUUCGUAAAAAACGACCAUUUGUUUUAUCUCGUUCAACAUUUGCUGGUUCAGGUCGCUAUACUGCACAUUGGACUGGUGAUAACCAAGCUACAUUUAUUGAUAUGUACUUUUCAAUUCCAGCUAUUCUUAAUUUUAAUAUGUUUGGUAUAACACAUGUGGGUGCUGAUAUUUGCGGUUUUCUGCUUGAUACUACCGAAGAAUUAUGUGUCAGAUGGAUGCAAUUAGGUGCCUUUUAUCCAUUCAUGAGAAAUCACAAUUCUCUCGGACAAAAAGAUCAAGAUCCUGCAUCAUUUUCAUGGGAAGCUCAACAAAUAAUGAAACAAGCAUUAUUGAUGAGAUAUUCAUUAAUACCAUUUUGGUAUACAUUGCAUUAUGAAGCAUCAUCGAAAUCUAGAACAAUUGUCCAACCACUUUUUUCUGAAUAUCUAAAUGAUGAAAAUACUUAUAAUAUUGAUCAACAGUUUUUAAUUGGUCGUGCUCUUCUUAUUUCUCCAAAUUUAUUACCCGAAUCUAACUCUGUUCAUGCAUAUAUUCCUCAAGAUGUUUGGUAUGAAUUUCCGUUAGGUGUUAAAUUAUCGAAUGUCGGAUUAUUUACUGAUUUGGAUGCACCCAUAUCAAAAAUAAAUGUACAUCUACGUGGUGGUUUUAUUAUUCCAAUGCAAAUACCCGGUGAUAAUUUAGUUCUUGGACGUGGUAAUCCAUUUACAUUAGUUGUUGCACCAUCUCAAUUUGGUAAUGCAAGUGGAAAUUUAUUUUGGGAUGAUGGUGAUUCAAUUGAUUCAAUAGAAACACAAACAUAUAAUUAUCUGGAAUUCUCAUUAACUAACUCUAAUAAAUUAACAAUUAAUAUACUUGUUUCAAAUUACAAAGAGUCUGCAAUGCGUUUAGAUCUUAUUAAAAUACUUGGAGUAAAUACUUCUGUUAACAAUGUAAUUAUUAAUGGAAAAUCUUAUUCGAAUUAUCUUUAUAAUAUUCCUGAUCAGAUUUUACUUAUCUAUGGUCUUGAUUUGGAUAUGUUAUCUCAAUCAAGUCAAACUAUUCAAUGGACAACUUCGAAUAAAUAG
Messenger RNA from Adineta steineri, 5295 nucleotides. The record is from the annotation of a GenBank genome assembly. NCBI's taxonomy places the organism in Eukaryota, Metazoa, Rotifera, Eurotatoria, Adinetida, Adinetidae.